Molecule: messenger RNA, 1178 nt
Organism: Panicum virgatum (switchgrass)
Lineage: Eukaryota; Viridiplantae; Streptophyta; Magnoliopsida; Poales; Poaceae
Product: prolyl 4-hydroxylase 1
Exons: 11
Coding region: 226-1023 (265 amino acids)
Biological process (GO): peptidyl-proline hydroxylation to 4-hydroxy-L-proline
Cellular component (GO): endoplasmic reticulum
Molecular function (GO): L-ascorbic acid binding; procollagen-proline 4-dioxygenase activity; iron ion binding
Source: RefSeq, a predicted model, not a curated record
AAACCCAACACUCCAACACUCGACAAGAUUCCAACGCCGACCAGCUCGCAAUCGGCACGACGACUUCGCUUCCCCGGAGUCGCCGGGAUUUCUCGGCCGGGGGGGAAGAGCAGAGAGCGCCGAGAUCCCGCGGCACGGGCAGGCGCUGAGGAGGCGCCGUAGCACACCUCGUCGGCAGCGGUCGGCGCCUCGGGUGGGCAUCGCGCGCGGCGAGAUUCGGCGGGGAUGGCGCGGUGGCGGGCGCGGCGCCUCCUGCCGCUGCUUACCUUCGUCACGCUCGGGAUGAUCCUCGGUUCUUUGCUUCAGUUAGCACUUCUGCAUCGGCUGGAUGACCCCUCACAUUUAAUGCAUGCCGAUAAUGAUCCAGAGGCUGCUGUUCUUCGUCUUGGAUAUGUGAAGCCUGAAGUUAUCAGCUGGACACCAAGGAUAAUUGUUUUCUAUAAUUUUCUUAGUUCAGAGGAAUGUGAUUACCUAAUGGCAAUUGCUAGACCAAGACUCCAAAUUUCUACUGUAGUGGACGUCACGACGGGAAAGGGUGUAAAAAGUGAUGUUCGGACAAGUUCUGGUAUGUUCGUGAAUUCUGAAGAAAGAAAAUCUCCAGUCAUUCAGGCUAUAGAGAAACGGAUUUCUGUGUUUUCUCAAAUACCUAAAGAAAAUGGGGAACUCAUUCAAGUAUUGAGGUAUGAAGCAAGUCAAUACUAUAGGCCACAUCAUGAUUAUUUUUCUGAUACUUUUAACCUGAAACGUGGGGGGCAGCGUGUUGCUACAAUGCUUAUGUAUUUGACUGAUGGUGUUGAAGGUGGUGAAACCCACUUUCCACAGGCAGGAGAAGGUCAGUGCAGCUGCGGAGGAAACAUUGUCCGAGGACUGUGCGUCAAGCCAAACAAAGGCGAUGCUGUUCUCUUUUGGAGCAUGGGAUUGGAUGGUAACACGGACCCGAACAGCAUCCACAGCGGGUGCCCCGUUCUGAAAGGGGAGAAAUGGUCGGCGACAAAAUGGAUGAGGCAGAAGAUGACUUUCUGAUUAGUAUUAUUUGGGUUUGGUCGGUACAGAGAAAUUCUGUUUUUUCUCUAUUCUGUACAACUUUCUUUUUUUUUUUGAGAUGGAAGAAACAUUUUGGUAAAUCUGUCAAGUAAAUGAAUAGAACGGAAGAAUCACCCCGGAUCUACAUCUCUCAA